This is a messenger RNA of Sabethes cyaneus, 1775 nucleotides long. Its product is annotated as tubulin beta-1 chain. Lineage: Eukaryota; Metazoa; Arthropoda; Insecta; Diptera; Culicidae. Gene Ontology annotation, cellular component: microtubule; cytoplasm. Gene Ontology annotation, biological process: mitotic cell cycle; microtubule cytoskeleton organization. The record is from RefSeq and is a predicted model, not a curated record. The transcript is spliced from 2 exons. Gene Ontology annotation, molecular function: GTP binding; structural constituent of cytoskeleton; GTPase activity. Bases 305 to 1648 code for a protein of 447 amino acids.
GCGAGCAGUCUACUGAAUAGUAGCCCAUUUAGUGUGUGAUCGUCAACGAGUACAGUAGUCCUCGGUGUUUAAACGUUCCCGUUUUCUGUGCUUUGAAGAGAGAAGCAGAAAAAGAAGAAGAGAGUGGACAGAAUUUUGUUGGAUUUUUGACUGUUGAGAAACCAACAGCUGAAACAAAGUGACAAGUUUUUCGCGAUUCGUGAAAAAGACGAAAAGUUUUAAAAACCUUUAGUAAGCCCGUGUUCUAAGCGGACGACAAACCUUUUUAUUCGAACUUUGUUCAGAAGACCUACCCAGCAGCACCAUGAGAGAAAUCGUUCACAUCCAAGCCGGUCAGUGCGGAAACCAAAUUGGAGCUAAGUUUUGGGAAAUCAUCUCCGAUGAGCACGGCAUCGACGCCACCGGCGCGUACCACGGCGAUUCGGAUCUGCAGCUGGAGCGCAUCAAUGUGUACUACAACGAAGCCUCCGGCGGCAAAUAUGUGCCACGUGCCGUGCUAGUCGAUCUGGAACCGGGCACCAUGGAUUCCGUGCGCUCCGGCCCAUUCGGACAGAUCUUCCGCCCGGACAACUUCGUCUUCGGACAGUCCGGUGCCGGUAAUAACUGGGCCAAGGGACACUACACUGAGGGUGCCGAACUGGUCGACUCCGUGCUGGACGUCGUCCGCAAGGAGGCCGAAUCGUGCGACUGCCUGCAAGGAUUCCAGCUGACGCACUCGCUUGGUGGUGGUACCGGAUCCGGUAUGGGAACACUGCUGAUCUCGAAAAUCCGCGAGGAAUACCCCGACAGGAUCAUGAACACAUACUCCGUUGUCCCGUCGCCAAAAGUGUCAGAUACCGUCGUCGAACCAUACAAUGCCACCCUCUCCGUGCACCAGCUGGUCGAAAACACCGACGAAACGUACUGUAUUGACAAUGAAGCCCUGUACGACAUCUGCUUCCGCACCCUGAAGCUCACCACUCCAACCUACGGCGAUCUGAAUCAUCUCGUCUCGCUGACCAUGUCCGGAGUCACUACCUGCCUGCGUUUCCCUGGUCAGUUGAAUGCCGAUCUGCGAAAACUGGCCGUCAACAUGGUACCAUUCCCACGUCUGCACUUCUUCAUGCCCGGAUUCGCCCCAUUGACCUCCCGCGGCUCGCAGCAAUACCGUGCCCUGACGGUUCCGGAACUGACCCAGCAGAUGUUUGACGCCAAGAACAUGAUGGCUGCCUGCGAUCCACGACAUGGCCGAUACCUAACAGUUGCCGCCGUCUUCCGUGGCCGAAUGUCGAUGAAGGAAGUCGACGAACAGAUGCUGAACAUCCAGAACAAGAACAGCAGCUACUUCGUGGAAUGGAUCCCGAACAACGUCAAGACCGCCGUCUGUGAUAUUCCUCCACGAGGAUUGAAGAUGUCCGCUACCUUCAUCGGCAACUCUACCGCCAUCCAGGAAUUGUUCAAGCGUAUUUCCGAACAGUUCACCGCUAUGUUCCGUCGUAAGGCUUUCUUGCAUUGGUACACUGGCGAGGGUAUGGACGAGAUGGAAUUCACUGAGGCGGAAAGCAACAUGAACGAUCUGGUGUCUGAGUACCAGCAGUACCAGGAGGCCACGGCCGACGAGGAUGCCGAGUUUGACGAAGAGCAGGAGGCUGAAGUUGACGAAAACUAAAUCUAGUUCUCCAGCAAAACCCCCCACUCAAACGAACCUGACUUCCUUCUACACCAAACUUCCCCCUUCCCAUCUUCUUACAGAACUUUCGCUCAUUCCAAACAUUUUUUCCUGUGCUCUCUGCCAC